Molecule: messenger RNA, 1524 nt
Organism: Cyphellophora europaea CBS 101466
Lineage: Eukaryota; Fungi; Ascomycota; Eurotiomycetes; Chaetothyriales; Cyphellophoraceae
Exons: 1
Coding region: 1-1524 (507 amino acids)
Biological process (GO): rRNA methylation; ribosomal large subunit biogenesis
Cellular component (GO): nucleolus
Molecular function (GO): rRNA (adenine) methyltransferase activity
Source: RefSeq, a predicted model, not a curated record
AUGUUCGCAGUGCAAGGAUGGAACGUGUCUACUAGUGGCCUCGUGCAGCAACAGGCUAAAAGAUCAGCGACCGGCGCACCUGCCCAAGCCGGCAAUGAAUCAAGGAAACGCAAAAGACCAGAUCGAGACUCUGGGGUCUCCAGGAAGAUUGAGGGGGGAGAGUUAGAGAAGCUAUGGAAUCAGAGGUUCGGUGACGAGAAGUCGACCAAGAAAGCUGGUAAGGAGGACAGGCACGAUGACCGCAGGCGAGAUAGCCAUGAGACAACUCAGUCCCCAGCCCUUGCUACCAAACGCUCGACGCAUCCUGAGAAUAAGAAAAAGUUGUAUCAGAGGGACCAUUCAAGCCCAGGAAAAGCCAAUGGAUCCAAGUCCACAACGACGACAAUAAAGCAUGACAAGAAUAAGAAGCAGGGCCGCGGCCAAAAGAGCAACGCUCACAAUGCUUCAGAAUCUACCGAUACCAGCUCCAUAGUCGACACGUUGCCGCCUCCUCCACCGCCAGCGACAAACCUCACACCGCUACAGGCUAAAAUGCGCGCUAAACUCACAUCCGCGCGCUUUCGCCAUCUAAACGAAACCCUCUAUACCACUCCCUCCUCCACCGCCCUAUCGCUCUUCACCAACACUCCGUCCCUUUUCGCCGAAUAUCAUGCUGGGUUUUCCCAGCAAGUCUCGUCAAGCUGGCCUCACAACCCUGUCCUCGACUUCAUCGCUGCGAUCAAGGCUCGCGGGCCACUCUCUCCCGCUCCACCCGAUCCUUUGCCCCGUCGGAAGACAGGGUCUUGCACGAUCGCCGACUUGGGGUGUGGAGAUGCGCCCCUCGCUCGUGGUCUGAUACCUGGGCCGGCCAAGAAGAUGAAGUUGACAAUCCACUCAUACGAUUUGCAUGCGCCGAAUCAACAUGUUACAGUGGCUGAUAUUGCCAACCUUCCGUUGCGAGAUGGCGAAGCAGACAUUGCCGUGUUCUCCUUGAGCUUGAUGGGCACCAACUGGAUAGAUUUUGUUGAAGAAGCUUGGCGCGUGCUGAGGGGCGACGGAAAGGGUGAGGUCUGGGUGGCGGAAGUGAAGUCGAGAUUUGCACGAGGAGGCGAUGGCAAAUAUAAGAAAGGAGAGGCCGUGGCACAUAGCGUGGGGAAGCAGCGGAAGCCACUCAAGGGAAAGAAAGCCAAAAACACAAAGGGAGGCGGCGAAGAAGAAGAAGGCGAUGAGGCGGAUUUACCAGUCGACCUAUUCACUUCUGAGGCGAGCAUCCAACCGUUGGGAGAUACACCAGACCUACGCCCGUUCAUCAAUAUCUGGACGAGCCGGGGCUUUCAGUUGAAGCCAAACAGCAUUGAUGCGAAGAACAAAAUGUUCGUGUCCAUGACGUUCUUUAAGUCUGGCAUUCCCACGGUGGGGAAGCACAGAGGUAUGAAGUGGAAUGGGAAGGAGUACGAACGGAUUGGAAAAGCGAAUGGCGAAGAUGAUACCGAUACGGCAACGGAGGGCAAGGUUCUGAAGCCUUGCGUCUACAAGUUGCGAUAG